ACCAAGGUUUGAGAUUCAAGCAAUAUAGAGUGCUACAAUUUCUAAAACUUAAUCGGAUUAAGAGUGUAUAUAUAUACUUAUAAUAAAGGAAGAUGGGGACAUUUGAAGAACGUUAUAGACGGAAACUGAGACUUAGUAUAAGUAGUGGCGGUGGAUGGUUUGCCUUCAUAAUUAUUAGUGUUUAUAUGGUUUGGUGGUAUCAUGGCAAUUAUAUCAAGAAUAUGUGGGGGAAACUGACUAUUCUAGAAGAGGAGGUGAUAAAUGAAAAGUCAUCAAUGGAUAUGAAUGGUGGCGACUCUAAUUUGUUUCAACUUAAACAUAUCUUCCAUCAUGGUACUGGAGCCAAACAUUAUAAGACUCAUCGUCGUUUAGAUAUUACUCCAGAAUAUCUUGCCAAGAGUAAUAUUGAAGAACAUUUUACCAUGUUAGAAGAAAAGAAACGGAAUUUUAAAAUUCUAAAUGAAGAUUCAAGUUUAGAAGAUAUUUAUAAUGAACUUGACUGGCCCAAGAUUCAUGAGGGGAAAAAUCCAUUCACUAUACAACUCCCAAUGAAAGCACAAGAAAACAGAGGAAAAAUUCAAAGAUUGGCUGAACGUCACACCCCAAAUUUUAUAGAAUCAUAUCUUGAACAUGCCAUCAAGGUUAAGGGGAAUCCAUCAAUUUUGAAUAAGAUUUCUCUUGAAUGGGAAGAACAAGAAGUUGUCAUUCCAGACAUAAAGGAUAGAGAUACCUUGGUGUCUCUUGCUUCCAUUUCUUCAAACGCAUACGUUAGAUUACCCAAGAAUGAGGAGGAAAAGAAGAAACUGGAUUGGAUAGAUGUCGGUGAACCUUGGCAUUUGGCAGACAACAAGACCAAUGAUGAGAUGUUUGGAUGGGGUGAAGAUGGAAUUAGAGGUCAUAUAUUUGUUAGUAAUGAUUCCAAGACUGUCGUAAUUGGUAUCAAGGGUACUUCUGGAGCUGGACUUCCUGGAAGUGGUAGUGAAGAAACAUCUGUAAGUGAUAAGACAAAUGAUAAUUUACUUUUCCUGUGUUGUUGUGCUAGGGUAGGUUACAUGUGGACCACUGUAUGUGACUGUUAUGAGAAGGCAUAUACUUGUAAUCAAGAUUGUUUAGAAAAGGAACUCUUGAGACAAGAUAGAUAUUACCAAGCUGUGCUUGAUCUUUAUCGAAAUGUUACUGCAUUAUACCCACCAGAAUCCACCAAUAUUUGGGUUACGGGUCAUUCUCUUGGUGGUGCACUCGCAUCUUUACUUGGUCGUACAUUUGGUAUACCUGCAGUUGCCUUUGAAGCCCCUGGUGAAAUGUUGGCUACCAAGAGAUUACAUUUACCACUGCCACCUGGACUUCCCAAACAUUUGGAAAACAUUUGGCAUAUUGGCCAUACUGCUGAUCCUAUCUACAUGGGUGUAUGUAACGGUGCUUCGAGUACUUGUAACGUUGCUGGAUAUGCCAUGGAGACUGCAUGUCACACGGGGAAACAAUGUGUUUAUGAUGUUGUGACAGAUAAAGGAUGGAGAGUGAACUUAUUGAAUCAUAGAAUCCAUACUGUUAUUGAUGAGGUGAUUCUUCAAUAUAAUGAAACUGCUCCAUGUUUUGAUCAACCUCCAUGUAGAGAUUGUUUCAAUUGGAAGUUUGUAAGUCAUGAUGAAAAAAUUCCACCAAAUAAAUCAAAAUCACCUACAAAGAGUAUUAGUCCUCCAACACUGUCUAAACUGAAACAUUCUACAACUAGUACCACAACCACUACUACUUCAAGUACCCCUACUGGCGCUCCUCAGAAAUGUCUAAAGAGAACCUGGUAUGGUUGGUGUCUUGAAUGGGAUUCUGGUAAUACAACUAUCACUUCAUAUACUGGAAUUUCGCAUCCACGGAUAAACUAGAAUAAAUCAUUUACAUUUUUUUUUUUUCUUUGUUACUUCUUCACUGCAUGAUCACAUUACCCUAACUUAAUAGUAUUUAUAAUAAUAUGAAAAUCUCAUAAAGUGUAAAUUAGAGCAAAGAACAAUAAUGAGGCUUGAAAAGUCUAGGUCUAAGACAAAUUGAUGACAGUAGCAAAUUUAAUGCAAUUCUAAAAAUUGUUUUUUCAUGCAUAAUUCAUUCCUUUGUCUUUAAAAUGACAGUUACAUACUUACAUCAUCCUGUACACCACAG
[Candida] anglica is the source of this 2151-nucleotide messenger RNA. NCBI's taxonomy places the organism in Eukaryota, Fungi, Ascomycota, Pichiomycetes, Serinales, Debaryomycetaceae. The record is from the annotation of a GenBank genome assembly.